AUGGCGCUCUGGGGGCCCUGCCUGCUCCUCUGCCUCCUCUCCCUCCUGACCCAGGUCGCUGCCGACGCCCCCACCGCCAAGGUCAAGAAGGCUGCAAAUGCCAAGAAAGAUGCCGUGAGUCCGAAGAUGCUGGAGGAGCUCAAGGCUCAGCUGGACAGCCUGGCCCAGGAGGUGGCCCUGCUGAAGGAGCAGCAGGCCUUGCAGACGGUCUGUCUGAAGGGUACCAAGGUGCAUAUGAAGUGCUUCCUGGCCUUCGUCCAGGCGAAGACCUUCCACGAGGCGAGCGAGGACUGCAUCUCGCGCGGGGGCACCCUGGGCACCCCGCAGACGGGCUCCGAGAACGACUCCCUAUACGAGUACCUGCGCCAGAGCGUGGGCAGCGAAGCCGAGGUCUGGCUGGGCUUCAACGACAUGGCGUCCGAGGGCGCCUGGGUGGACAUGACCGGCGGCCACAUCGCCUACAAGAACUGGGAGACGGAGAUCACGGCGCAGCCCGAUGGCGGCAAGGUCGAGAACUGCGCCACCCUGUCGGGCGCAGCCAACGGCAAGUGGUUCGACAAGCGCUGCCGGGACAAGCUGCCCUACGUCUGCCAGUUCGCCAUCGUCUAG
This is a messenger RNA of Rangifer tarandus platyrhynchus (Svalbard reindeer), 609 nucleotides long. The record is from the annotation of a GenBank genome assembly. NCBI's taxonomy places the organism in Eukaryota, Metazoa, Chordata, Mammalia, Artiodactyla, Cervidae.